This is a messenger RNA of Acanthaster planci (crown-of-thorns starfish), 1408 nucleotides long. Its product is annotated as thyrostimulin alpha-2 subunit-like. Gene Ontology annotation, biological process: cell surface receptor signaling pathway. NCBI's taxonomy places the organism in Eukaryota, Metazoa, Echinodermata, Asteroidea, Valvatida, Acanthasteridae. Gene Ontology annotation, molecular function: hormone receptor binding. The record is from RefSeq and is a predicted model, not a curated record.
AUGUCAACAGAUCGUCUUCCCGCGUCAAAACUUCCGGGAUACGGCUCACUGGCCCACGUUCAAGUCACCUGGCUGAAGCAUCAAGGGAACCUCCUUGUACUUUUUUGUAGGCCCUACUUCGAAGUCGUCAAAGUCGCCAUGCUGUGGUGUAAGGUUGUGGUGACACUGGUCUUGCUGUCUGUCUACUUGUGCUCUCUCCCGACCGCUGAUCACCUCGAGUACUGGGAGAGCCCCGGGUGCCAUCUUGUGGGUUUUGUCAAGGUUGCAACAAUCCCCGGCUGCCACACGGUCAGGUUUCAUAUGAAUGCUUGUCGAGGGUACUGCUUGUCCUACUCCAUUCUGGCACCCUACAGCUUAAUGUCCGGCAGUCGAAUCUUCAAAUCAGUUGGCAACUGUUGCUCAAUUCAAGACACUCACGAUGUGAUAGUGAACCUCCAAUGUCAAAACAACGAAAUAAGGCAAGUGACCUACAGAUCAGCUGCGUCUUGUACCUGCGCACUGUGCUCCAUAGAUCAAUCGUAGUAUGCCUUGGAGACCUCUAGAGAACAUCCAGGGAUUCGUCUGUUAUACAGCUGUCUUUUCUUUUUUUUGUUUGUUCAGGGACAAUCCAAAGCGCUAGCAAUUUGACACACAUGGGGUAUUCACACACGUUUGGUGGGGGCGUGUAGGUCACCAUAAUGUGGUAUUAAGGGUGUCGUUUUUCAACGCAGAAAAAUUGUAUACGCACCUUCGUUCAGUUAAAAAAGUUAAAAACAUGUGAGCAUUUCCCUGUCUGAUUUCCUUCCUACUGUAAGUACCAAGGGUACAGGGUCUCCUUCCGCUGUACUUUGUCCCUACCCAGUCUUGUUGAAGCCAGUCUUGUUGCAGCCGGCCUUGUUGCAGCCGGCCCUGUUGCAGCCGGCCCUGUUGCAGCCGGCCCUGUUGCAGCCGGCCCUGUUGCAGCCGGCCCUGUUGCAGCCGGCCCUGUUGCAGCCGGCCUUGUUGCAGUCCUCGUUGUAGCCCUCAUUGUCUUUCAACAACACCCAAAACGCAACGCAAACACCACAAUUGAGUUGAACGCACGAUUCGUCACUUAAAGGGGGCGUUGUUAUCUAUGCUUAGUGUUUUGGGGCAAACAUUUGGAAUGUUUUUGUGUAGCCUUUGUGGCCUUUUUGAGGAUGAGGCUACAUUUUAGGGUGUUUUAUACGCUUUUGGAGAUGAAGGAAAUGAAAUUGACCAAAGAAAUCGCUUUUCUCUCAUUAUUAAACAAAAGAAAAAUUGGAUCUCCCUUUUUAUUGGGAGGAGGGGGUAUGGCCCUCAUUGCCCUCCUCAUAAUCCGCCCUUGGGGGUAAUUGUGGGUAAUUCCAGGAAUUAAGGGUCCAUUAUUUCGUGUCCCUGUCACAUCUGACGUAUGAUUAUGAAAGUUCAG